AUGUGUCAAGCACAUUCAAUGUCUGUGUGUUGUUGUUUCAAUGAUGAAAUUUCAAUUUUUUUAAAUACAUAACGUGUGCAUCAAUCAAAUUAAAUUUUUUAAAAUGUCUCGUUUGAAUCGUUUGACGGGCAUUUUGCAUGUACAAAUCAAGUCUCAAUUCAAAAAUGACCUUACAAUAGUUACAUGGUCACGCGGUUUUACGACGCAAACAAAUCCCAAUGAACGCUUAUCGGAUGGACCAAUCAAGUGUUUGCAGGAUAAAAUCAAUGCUGGCGAACUUAAGACCGAUGAACAUCAAACCAAGGUAAUGGAUGCACUACAAACACUCUACGAUACAAUUCAAACGUACGAACCAGCCGAUGUAUCAUCACAAAGUUCCUUAUUCAAAUGGCUAUCAAUAAAAACAACAAAAUCGAAAAAUAAUGCACCAAAAGGCUUGUAUAUUUAUGGCAGUGUUGGCGGUGGCAAAACUACAUUAAUGGAUUUGUUCUAUGAUAGUUGCACAACAAUAACGAAAAAGAAGCGAAUCCAUUUCAAUUCAUUUAUGACAAACGUUCAUGCUCGUAUUCAUGAAGUCAAAGAGGAGGAAAGUAAAAAUCAACAGUUUGUCGGAAGUGACAAAGCAAAUCCAUUCGAUCCAACAAGAUCAGUAGAAAUAAUAACUUUAGAAAUACGUGUUAUGCUACGCAUUCGCUCGAUAUGAUCACUGAAGAGACAUAGUUGCUGUGUUUUGAUGAGUUUCAAGUAAUGGAUAAAACAAAUUAUUUUACAUGAAACAUUUUUUUUCGGUGAUUUUUUUUGUCUGUAACUAAAGCCAUCUCAUGCUUCGCCAUUCCGUCCGAUGUGUUAUUUGCCGUUGAAUAAUGGCACAAGCGAUCAAGAGAAGCAAAGCGAAGCAGAGAUGAAAGAAAAAAAAAAUUAAUGUAAUAAAGCAAAUUUUAUCGAUGAUUAGAUGAUUUGAAUGUUGCGCACGGCACAAUGAA
Contarinia nasturtii (swede midge) is the source of this 983-nucleotide messenger RNA. Its product is annotated as putative ATPase N2B. Lineage: Eukaryota; Metazoa; Arthropoda; Insecta; Diptera; Cecidomyiidae. Gene Ontology annotation, cellular component: cytoplasm; mitochondrion. Gene Ontology annotation, molecular function: ATP hydrolysis activity; ATP binding. The record is from RefSeq and is a predicted model, not a curated record. The transcript is spliced from 2 exons. The coding region runs from base 104 to 703 and encodes 199 amino acids.